GCGAGCAGCAGACGAGCCUGAGCUCCAAACCGCGGCACAUUUAAAGUCAAGAGUGCUUUUGCCCCUUGCCAGCCUGACUCUGCCACUUGCAGGGUCCACGGCCCCCGUUCCCCCUUCUCCGCUGUCCCACCAGCAGCGAUCAUGAUGAUGAUGUCCCUGAACAGCAAGCAGCACUUCAGCAUGGCCCAUAGCAGCCUGCAGGACGAGCCCAAAUACUCUUCCCUGCACUCCUCCCCACACUCCUCAUCCUCGGCCACCAGUUCCCCCAGUAUCACCAGCGUCAGGAGCAGCUCCGGAGCCGGGGGAGGCAGUGGAGGCAGCAGCAGCUCGGAGGCGAUGAGAAGAGCCUGUCUCCCAACCCCACCGAGCAAUAUAUUUGGAGGUCUGGAUGAGAGUUUGCUGGCCCGUGCAGAAGCUCUGGCAGCGGUGGAUAUAGUGUCUCAGUGCAAGAGCCAACACCACCACCACCACACUCCUCACCACAGCCCCUUCAAGCCGGACGCGACCUACCACACCAUGAACACCAUCCCUUGCUCGUCUGCUUCUUCUUCUUCAUCAGUGCCCAUCUCCCAUCCGUCAGGGGUGUCUGGAUCCCACCAUCACCACCACCAUCACCAUCAUCACCAUCACCAGCCUUUGGAAGGAGAGCUGCUGGACCACAUCACCCCUGGGUUAACACUAGGGGCCAUAACCGGACCAGAUGGCUCUGUGGUGUCCACUCCAGCUCACCCUCACAUGGCCAGCAUGAACCCCAUGCACCAAGCAGCCCUGAGCAUGGCACAUGCCCAUGGGCUACCAUCCCACAUGGGCUGUAUGAGCGACGUGGAUGCGGAUCCCAGAGACUUGGAAGCCUUUGCUGAGAGGUUCAAACAGAGGCGGAUCAAACUUGGGGUGACCCAAGCGGAUGUAGGGGCUGCUCUUGCCAACCUCAAGAUCCCUGGAGUGGGUUCCCUCAGCCAGAGCACCAUCUGUCGAUUCGAGUCUCUUACCCUCUCUCACAAUAACAUGAUAGCCCUCAAGCCCAUCUUACAAGCCUGGCUGGAAGAGGCAGAGAAGUCACACAGGGAGAAGCUCACUAAACCAGAGCUCUUCAACGGGGCAGAAAAGAAGAGAAAACGAACCUCCAUAGCAGCUCCAGAGAAGAGGUCCCUAGAAGCAUAUUUCGCCAUCCAACCUCGCCCUUCUUCCGAGAAGAUCGCAGCAAUAGCCGAAAAACUGGAUCUGAAAAAGAACGUGGUCCGGGUCUGGUUCUGUAACCAAAGGCAAAAACAAAAACGAAUGAAAUACUCUGCUGGAAUCUAGAAUUCUCUGGAUUUUUUUUU
Messenger RNA from Spea bombifrons (plains spadefoot toad), 1322 nucleotides. RefSeq names its product POU class 4 homeobox 2 (gene POU4F2). Gene Ontology annotation, molecular function: DNA-binding transcription factor activity, RNA polymerase II-specific; RNA polymerase II cis-regulatory region sequence-specific DNA binding. Gene Ontology annotation, biological process: regulation of transcription by RNA polymerase II. The transcript has 2 exons. The coding region runs from base 142 to 1302 and encodes 386 amino acids. The record is from RefSeq and is a predicted model, not a curated record. Lineage: Eukaryota; Metazoa; Chordata; Amphibia; Anura; Pelobatidae.